AUGGCGCUCUCUCAACGGCUGGGGCAGGCAUCAACCACGGGCCGUGCUCCGCUUCAGAUUGGACAGAGGCCGUCAACCUACUCCCAAUCCGACCAGUCCUCCCAGCUGACUGCCGGCUUCCUUGCCUCCCACGGCUCUGGCUGUCAAAUAAGAAACCCAGUCAUGUCCGAAAAGUCAAAACACGUCGAGUCCAUGCAAGCAGGAAGGCAGAGAGGCGCCCCGCAAUUAGUCGGGCCUCCACAGUACAUAUAG
Molecule: messenger RNA, 252 nt
Organism: Clonostachys byssicola
Lineage: Eukaryota; Fungi; Ascomycota; Sordariomycetes; Hypocreales; Bionectriaceae
Source: the annotation of a GenBank genome assembly